This is a messenger RNA of Anoplophora glabripennis (Asian longhorned beetle), 2307 nucleotides long. RefSeq lists its product as uncharacterized. Gene Ontology annotation, molecular function: chitin binding. The record is from RefSeq and is a predicted model, not a curated record. Bases 1 to 2307 code for a protein of 768 amino acids. The transcript is spliced from 3 exons. Gene Ontology annotation, cellular component: extracellular region. Lineage: Eukaryota; Metazoa; Arthropoda; Insecta; Coleoptera; Cerambycidae.
AUGGAUUUGGAUAGAGUCACAGUGUUGUUACUGGCAACAGUAUGUUGCGUCUCGGCAGCAGUAACGAAAGAACUGACACCGAUCGAGCUAACGAGAAGCGCACGCCAAAUCAUCGAAUACAGCGCGAAUUUCCGAUGCCCCAAUGAAGGCUACCACUCCGACCCGCAGAACUGUAGGGGCUUCUACAGGUGCGUAUCCGAUGGGAAAAAUUCGCUGAUGGCGAUAAGAUUCGAGUGCGCGGAAGGCACGGUGUUCGAUCCCGCCAUCAGUGCGUGCAACUACCCUUACGCCAGCAACAGGAUAGAAUGCGGUGGUAAUGGAGUCGAUGGCAACUAUGGUCAAGUGAAUAACAACAACAACGCGCCUGUUUCUACAAGUUCACCUGCUCCUGUUACUUCGACUGUUUCUUCACUGCCAUCCACGACGAUAUCUAGUCAAAUUGGAACCAGGUGUAACCAAGAAGGCUUCUUGGGCGACCCAGUCGACUGCAAAAAAUUCUUCAGGUGUAUAAAUAAUGGUCAAGGCGGCUUUUUGCAGUACGAAUUCUCGUGCGGUACUGGCACAGUAUGGGAUGCUGCUUCCUUAUCCUGCAACUACCCAUGGGCCGCAAAUAGGAUAGGUUGUGCUGUAGAACCGCAAACUUCAGGUAACCCUCAGAUAUUAAGAGACUCUGAAAGUAGUUCGUCGUUUUCAAAUGCAUCCUCUUCCUCGUCAAACUCCUCUCUCUCUUCCCAGCAAAGUAGUUCAUACCAAAACUCUAGUAGCAGCUCCAGUAGCUCUAGUAGUAGUAGCAGUAGCUCUUCCUCACAAUCUUCUCAAAGCACUUCUUCUCCAGGCACAAACGCACAACAAGGCACGUCUCAAAGCUCCCCUUCUUCUUCACAAAGCUCUAAUUCUCAGGGCUCUUCCUCCUCUCAAGGUUCUUCUUCUCAGGGCUCCUCACAGGGCUCGUCUUCUCAAAGUUCUUCAUCUUCAAGUCAGCAAUCUUCCACAGGGCAACAGGGAUCUUCCUCGAGUCAAGGAGGUUUAUCUGGUUCAAGCCAACAGUCAUCUAGUUCUUCUGGAGGUUCUCAACAGGGUUCUCAAUCUUCUAGUUCAUCCAAUCAAAAUCAACAAAACCAGCAGGGCUCUCAAUCUUCUAAUCAGAAUCAGCAAAGUAAUGGUUCAAGUCAACAGAAUCAGUCAUCUAGUUCUUCUUCAAAUCAGAACCAACAGACAGGAGGUUCCAACCAGCAAAAUUCUCAAUCUUCUAGUUCUCCUUCUUCGAAUCAAAAUCAACAAACUGGCGGCUCAAAUCAGCAAAAUUCUCAGUCUUCCAAUUCUUCCUCUUCGAAUCAAAACCAACAAACUAGCGGUUCAAAUCAACAGAAUUCUCAGUCCGGUUCUUCAAAUCAAAAUCAGGGUUCUAGUCAACAAAAUCAACAAGGUUCUUCAUCCAGUUCCAAUCAAACUCAAGGGUCUCAGCAGUCUCAGUCUGGUUCCUCCUCGAAUCAAAAUCAACAAGGUUCCCAAUCUAGUGAUUCUUCCAGUCAACAGUCAAGCUCACAAACAGGAAGCUCUAGUCAGACUAGCGGAACCCAGUGUACUGUAGAAGGAUUUAUAGGUGACAGUAAGAAUUGCAGCAAGUUCUAUAGGUGUGUAAGCAAUGGGAGAGGCGGUUAUACAAAAUACGAAUUUAACUGUACGAAAGGAACAGUUUGGGACCAAGACGCUUUGACCUGCAAUUAUCCAUCUGUGGUAAGAGGAUCAUGUAGUAAUGUAGAUGUCUCAAAUCAGCAAGGAACAUCCAGUGGAAACCAAAAUCAACAAGGCACCUCUAACCAGCAAGGAUCCUCUAGCCAAAAUCAACAGGAAGGUUCUAAUCAGAAUCAACAGAAUCAGCAGGGAACCUCUGGUGAAAAUCAGCAAGGUUCCUCAGGUCAAAAUCAACAAGGAGGUUCUAAUCAAAACCAACAAAAUCAGCAGGGAACCUCAGGUCAAAAUCAACAGAAUCAACAAGGUUCUACAGGUCAGAAUCAACAAGGAGGUUCUAAUCAAAAUCAGCAAGGAACAUCUGGCCAAAACCAACAAAAUCAGCAGAAUCAACAGGGGACUUCAAAUCAGCAAGGAAACGAUUCUGGAUCACAGAAUCAGCAGCAAAGUGGCAGCCAAAACCAGGGAACUACUAAUCAAACCAUAACACCUGGCCAAAUUGUAAAUAACCAGUGUGUAUCUGCAGGAUUUGUCAAAGACGAUAAUGAUUGCAAAAAGUUCUACAGAUGCUUUGGGAUGAAACAAUUGAAUCUUGUAAUUACCCAUACGCUGUAA